CAGAAAGCUGCAGGGAACGGAAUGAAUGCCAGAAAGAUUCAACAGGAAUCCUUGUGUACUGCACCAGUCACGGGAGAUAACCACCCUAACGCAUCCAGAGAUGGUGUGGAGGGAGACGCUUCAGUAAAUGGAGCCAAACCACACACGCUUCCAGUGGAACAUCAACGUGAGGGAUUUAAAGAGGAACUCGUUCUUAAAACUAAAAAUCAACCUAGAUUCUCCUCUCCAGAUGAGAUUGGUUUGCCCAAAGAACUGAAAGAAAAUGUUCCCAUCCUGGGAAGAAAUCUUUCUUGGCAACAAGAAAGAGAUGUGGCUGCCACAGUCAAUAAGCAAAUAAGUGAGAAGAUAAGGCUCUCUGAGGGCGAAGCCAAAGAGGACUCCUCAGAUGAAGAGGUUUUUCAUCACAAAGCAAUGCAGUGCACAGAGGAAGUAGGACAGACAGACCAAUCUGACAGCACAGGAGAACCAGCUUUCCUUUCAGAAGCAGGAGAGAAUGAUCAUCCCCCUGAAGAACUACUGGAGGAUGAAAAUGCUGUAAGUGCCAAAUGGUCUAAAGAAGAAAACCCUGGAAUUCAGGGCAGGCAGUUUGAUGUUAAUCUGCCAGUCCCUGAAAGAGCAGUUUUAGAGACCACUAAUCCUGACCCCAAAAUUGAAGAAAGCAAGCAAGAAACUAGUAAGAUUUUGGACAGUGAAAAAAAACGUGAGACUGCAGCCAAAGGAUUCAACACAGGAGGCAGGGAACCAUAUACAAUGGUGGAAAAAGAAUGCCCUCUGGCAGAUGAGAAAGCAUUCAGAGCAUCUGAAGGAAGUGACGUUUCUGACAGCAUAAAAACUCAGACUCCAGAGUUAGCUGAAGUGUUUCAGAAUAAAAAUUCUGAUUAUCUGAAGAACGACAACCCUGAGGAACAUCUGAAGACCUCAGGGCUUGCGGAUAAGCCUGAGGGAGAACUCUUAAAGGAGGACCAUGAGAACACAGAGAAAUACAUGGGCACAGAAAGCCAGGGUUCUGCUACUGCAGACCUUGAAGAUGACUUGUUCCAUUGGACUCCCCAUACAACUGUAGAGCCAGAGAAUGGUGACAAGAGGGAGGACUUGCCUAUCAGAAGCAGCUUCUUUAAAGAACAGCAGUCUUUGCAGUGGUUCCAGAA
Cebus imitator (Panamanian white-faced capuchin) is the source of this 1148-nucleotide messenger RNA. Its product is annotated as transport and Golgi organization protein 1 homolog. The annotation marks the transcript as partial. The record is from RefSeq and is a predicted model, not a curated record. Lineage: Eukaryota; Metazoa; Chordata; Mammalia; Primates; Cebidae. The transcript has a single exon.